Molecule: messenger RNA, 1290 nt
Organism: Symbiodinium sp. CCMP2592
Lineage: Eukaryota; Dinophyceae; Suessiales; Symbiodiniaceae
Source: the annotation of a GenBank genome assembly
AUGGCUUUGUGCUUGGGCAACUCCGCUGUCUCAAACAAGCACGAGCACAGGAACAAAAGCGGCGGCACAAGCACCGCGGCUGUGGUGGGCGGCGUGUACCUGGCGCUGACGCCCUUCAUGUGGCCGAGGUGGGAGGCCUUCAUGAACCCCGGAGGGCGCUGCUUCUCCUUCGACAACUGCGCACGGGGCUAUGUCAUCGGCGAGAGCUGCACGAUGUGCACCUUGAAGCCCUAUGCAGAGAAGGUUGAUGGCUCGAUUGUCGUGAGUGACGACCCCUAUGUCGGGACCAUGGUAGGCUGGAGCAUGCAGAACAGCGGCCGCAACGCAGGCAUGGCUGCUCCUUGUGGUCCAGCCGAGCAGGAGGUUGUUGCGGAGUCCGUUCGAGCUGCUAAUUGCAGCCCGCUCGAUAUCGAUGGCCUCGAGUGUCACGCCGAGGGCGGAGUUUUAGUCGACAGCGUCGAGCUGGCGGCCGCAGCGCGGGUGCUCCGCGGCUGCGCCGGAGGGGACAAGGAAGUCCUCAUCACUGCAUCCGCCAAGUCAAACACUGGUGUGCAGCGCGAGGCUUCGACGAUGGCACCGUUUUUGAAGGUGCUCUUGAACAUCGCCUAUGCCAACAACGCGCCUUCAAUCCACCUCAAGCAGCUGAAUCCGUACCUUGAGUUGGGAACUGCAGCCGUGCGCAUCAACACGGAAUCCAUGGCCUACCGAGACAGUCGGGUUUUCCACGGGGUCGGUGCGAGGGGCUGGGGCGGCAUGCUCAUCAACAUCGUCUGCUGGGGAGCCGCCGACUCGACCGUGGUGCCGCUGUCGAAGCCGAAGAUGUACGGGCAGUCUUUCGCUUUCUGGCCAUCGCUCGAGGACUCGAAGGAGCCCGAGCACAGCUACCACGUGGUGGGCUCCUGGUCGAACUGGGCCACGCCCCAGGCCAUGACCAAGUCCCUGGAUGGCGCGCACACGCUGAACGUGACGCUCGGAGAGAAAGGGCUCGAGUCCUUCCAGAUUUGGGUCGACGGAGACAGCAGCAAGGUUCUCCACCCUUCGCGCCCUCAAGCACCCCCUGGAAGUCGAGUGUUGGGCCCUGAUCCCUUGGCCUUGAUCCAGCAGUAUCACCUCAACUGGGUCAUCGAUGGCCGCGGGACCUCCCCGGCCCCGGGCAGCUCGACGCCGGCACUGCCCGACCAGGUGGUUCGAGCGAGGGAUGCUGGGCAGCCUGGCGACCAGUACCAAAUCAAGCUCCUGCAAGGCCGCUUCCGGGCCGUGACCUGGGAGAAAGUGAAGCAAGCGUUCUGA